AUGCUCCACGAGAUCCUCCUCUCCCUCUUCGGCCAGCCGUCCCCCCUCUUCAAUGCGGGAAAGGGCAAAGAUGCCGUGGCUCAAGACGAUUUCCCCCUUCUCUCACCUCCGGAAAAAGCCCUCCUCGCAUCAGUUGCCCAUCUGAGCCGACUACACGCGCGUCUUCAAGCACACACCUCUGCUAUCUCGUCAUCGCAUCCCUCGGUCGUAUGUCGCUCUGUCUCCACAACUAUUGCCACAGUCCACCUUGGCGAAUUCCAAAAGAAAAUCCUGGAUGUGGAGAAGGCGAUUCUCGCGGAGGAUAGCGGAUACGUUGGGGGUUACGGGAUUGUGCCAUUGUCGACCAUAGUCGGAGAAUUUGCGCCAUGGACGCGACGCAUGGAAUGGCUGUGGGAGAUCGCUCGGUUCAUUCAGCCAGAGACAAAGAAAAUUGGCUGCAAGGGUGCAGAGCUCAUCGAUAAAUUGCGAGCCGAAUUACAAACGGGAUAUCUCGAUAUCAAAGAGAUGGCGGUACAGUUAGUGACCGCAGCAGAGACGGCGUGGAUGAAGCAGCUCUCAAUGUGGCUGUUGUACGGGAAUCUGCCGAUGUACGGCAAGGAAGACUUUUUAAUACAUGAGGAUGUCGACGGUGAGGACGACGAGACGCAGUUCAGCUUGCGUGCCGACUUGAUCCCGAAAUUCGUGCCACCUCAAACGGCAGCCUCGAUUCUAUUCAUUGGGAAGUCACUGAAUCACAUUCGCGCGAAACGGAAGAUCUCCACUAGGGGUGUGUCGACUGCGCCGGUGACUAUUCAUCAAGAGCACAUCGAACAGCUGGCCGGCUUGAAGUCGCCGAUCUCAUCUGCAAAAAUGUCGACCGCGGUUGACGGAAUUCGUCUUUCUCUAUCUCAGUCGACAUUAUCGAAGCUCCUGCCGCUUCCCCGGAUCCUCGAAAUCCUUACAUUACUCCAUGAUUUUCUUCUCCUGGGACGCGGUGAGUUUGCAGUCGCUCUGGUGUUGCAUGCAGAUGCUCGUAUAGAAGAAAAUCAUCGACGACGACCAGCUCCAGGCAGAGAGCUCGAGGGGCUUACUAUCAAAGAAGGCGAUGUGAUAACUGCUCUGGCCCACGCGUGGGCCGAGCUAGUUUCAUUGCAGAAUGAAGAUGAUCCGGCCGACGAGGAGCUGGACCUUGCGCGGGAUCUUCUUCGCCUCUCAAUAAGUGACCGUAAAAACGGACGUGCGAUGACCCCGUCGCAAGGGCCCAGUUCCGUGGCAGAAAUCUCUCGGGUCUCGUUUGAAGAUCUACUCUUCCCUACACCUACAUACCUAACCGCCCAAGUACGCGCCCCGCUGGAUUUGUUUCUGUCCACUUCCGAUAUUGCCAUCUACUCCAAAAUCCAUUCUUAUCUACUGGGCAUCCGGCGAGCUCAGAUACGGCUUGGGGACCUAUGGAAGCGCACUUCAUUGCGACGAACGCAUCCUUCUCCAUGGGGCCCCCCACGAAGCAACAGUGCUUUUGGCCAAAGUAAACUGAAGAUGAGCCGUGAGCGGGAUAAUGCCCGUAUCCGACAGAUGCGACCCGUGUGGGCUACGUGCAGUGCCUGUCUGUUUGUCCUGUCAGAGAUUGGCAGCUUCUUUCAAGGCGAGGUGGUGAAUGAGUCCUGGCAAGAUCUGCGUGAGUGGAUUGAGGGAGAUUCGUCGGCAUCACCAUCUGGUUCUCGGCCAGGUACAGCAUCGUCCUCCAAAUCUGCGCCGCCUUCCAUGGGUCGCCAUGAUCCCGAAGCACUUACCGUCGCGCACCGUCGCCAUUUGUCUUCUCUGGUCGAGUCCCUGUUCCUGACUGAGGUACCCUUCACCGCGGCCCUGCGCGCUCUGCUGACCAGCAUCGACCGGUUUGUUGCGCUCGCCAUCCGCCUGGAGACUAUCCAACGCAACAUGGACCUGGAGAUGGACGAAGGCGUCGUGGACGCACUGGUGGACUACGGACAAGAAGAGCGCGAAGUUUGGCACGAGCUGCGGACUACUCGCACCGCCGCCGAGACCGGGCUCCAAGACCUCGUCGCAAGACUGCAAGAAAUCGACGACAGCCGCUCAGGGGAUAACCGGCGCACCGUGCACCUGUCCGGUCCCGGGCCGGACUUUUGUCACUAUGAGCCGCGCAAGCCGGCAGGCGUGGAUCGGUUGUUGAUGAAACUGGACUUUGGCCGCGGACGCCGGGACCUGGGCCUUGAGACGGCAGCAGCGGGGUUUGCAUAA
Messenger RNA from Penicillium lagena, 2235 nucleotides. RefSeq lists its product as uncharacterized. NCBI's taxonomy places the organism in Eukaryota, Fungi, Ascomycota, Eurotiomycetes, Eurotiales, Aspergillaceae. The record is from RefSeq and is a predicted model, not a curated record. Gene Ontology annotation, biological process: microtubule nucleation; spindle assembly; meiotic cell cycle. Gene Ontology annotation, molecular function: microtubule minus-end binding; gamma-tubulin binding. Bases 1 to 2235 code for a protein of 744 amino acids. Gene Ontology annotation, cellular component: centrosome; equatorial microtubule organizing center; spindle pole. The transcript has a single exon.